AUAAUAGUAGUUUUAUAUAAAGAGAAAUUACACCACAUUUUCUCAUUUAUAUAUAAGAGUCUUUGUGAUUUUUUUAGUUAAUUAUAAUUGAAUAACAUUUUGAAUAUUUGACGUUAAAGUGUAAUUAUUUUCCUUUUUAAACAUAGAAACGAUAGUGCUGGGAAUGUGGGCCUCAUCCCUCGCAUACCUCUGUCUUCUCUCAUCCCUCUCGUGAGUCUCAUCCCACGCACGAACCCUAACCCUAAUAGCCCGCAUUCAAUCUUCCUCUUCCCCCGCAUUACGUUUCUGGGCUCUCUCAUCUCUGUCUUCUCUCAUCCCUCUAACAAUGAUUUGCCUUUUUUCAAAACUCCAAAUUCGGCCCUUUUCUUUUCAUUUUUUUAAUUUCUUUUUUGGCUUUAAUCGGAAGUCUAUACUGUCCACUAGUAUACUGCUAUGUGUAACAUCAAGAAAUUUCUGCCCAUUACGUCGAAUAACGUGACAUUCACAAGUUGGUGCUCCAGUCGGAAAGCAACUGCAACAACAAUUUUGUUCCCAUUGCUCAUUCCAUCCACGAGCUUCGUCAACAUCAUACCAACAAGGUUUUCUCGUGGUUCAGUCCAGACAACUCUUUCCCCGAACAAGAAGCAGAGAAGUGGCCGUCUUUGUAGUUCUUUUGAUGAUCAAAUUAUGGACCUUCAAAGAGAUGAAUCAAAUAUAAAUGAAGAAGCUCAGCAGCGUAAGAGGAGAAAAAGGGAUGCAGAGGAGAGUAUGCAGGGUCUUCAGGGGCAUCUGUGGACUGUAAAGAUGCUAAUAGUUACACAUUUAAUAACAGUUACUAUUUGUGAGUAGGGAUUUCUUCAAAAUUGGGAACCCACGGUAUUUUUUUUUUUUUUUUUUUUUUU
This is a messenger RNA of Carya illinoinensis, 881 nucleotides long. Its product is annotated as structural maintenance of chromosomes protein 6A-like. The transcript is spliced from 2 exons. NCBI's taxonomy places the organism in Eukaryota, Viridiplantae, Streptophyta, Magnoliopsida, Fagales, Juglandaceae. The record is from RefSeq and is a predicted model, not a curated record. The coding region runs from base 433 to 828 and encodes 131 amino acids.